This is a messenger RNA of Amorphotheca resinae ATCC 22711, 2152 nucleotides long. RefSeq lists its product as hypothetical. Gene Ontology annotation, cellular component: box C/D methylation guide snoRNP complex; small-subunit processome. The transcript has 3 exons. The coding region runs from base 123 to 1889 and encodes 588 amino acids. Gene Ontology annotation, biological process: rRNA methylation; box C/D sno(s)RNA 3'-end processing. Gene Ontology annotation, molecular function: histone H2AQ104 methyltransferase activity; rRNA methyltransferase activity; RNA binding. Lineage: Eukaryota; Fungi; Ascomycota; Leotiomycetes; Helotiales; Amorphothecaceae. The record is from RefSeq and is a predicted model, not a curated record.
CUGGAAAUAAAUUCCUGAUCAACAACAUCUAACAUCGCAACAACAUCCAAAAUUCCACUCGUUCCAACAGGGUGCCUUCAUUAUUGAGAAAGGCGGGUGUCUUGGGCGCUGUGUACCGUUCCAUGAUGGCAAACUCGAAGAAUGGCCUUCCGAAUGGUACUUCAGCGACCCAGUACACAUUGACUGCGCUGAAUCGCUGGUCUGUUGCAAACAGGCAGCUCCCACCCGUUGAAAAAAUCAAAGCACUUCAUGUCUAUGAUUUCGAUAACACUCUCUUCAACAGUCCCUUGCCCAAUCCAAAGCUAUGGAACGGCCCAUCGAUUGGCUUUCUACAGACCCAAGAUACGUUUGCAACGGGCGGAUGGUGGCACGACGCGAGAAUACUUGCAGCGACAGGAGAGGGUAUUGAGAAGGAAGAAGCUCGAGGCUGGGAAGGAUGGUGGAAUGAACGAAUCGUUGAACUCAUCCAACUAAGCAUGCAGCAAAAAGAUGCUCUUACUGUCCUCCUGACUGGACGUUCGGAAACUAACUUUGCGGACCUGGUCAAGAGAAUGGUCCGUAGUAAAGGACUCGAGUUUGAUAUGAUUUCCCUGAAGCCGGCAGCAGGCCCGAACAAUCAACGAUUCACGAGUACCAUGAAUUUCAAACAGGUCUUUUUAGAAAGUUUGAUGGAAACGUACAAAGCGGCGGAGGAAAUUCGAGUCUAUGAAGACAGGGUCAACCACGUCAAAAAUUUCAGAAUUUUCUUCACAGACUACAACAAGCGUCAAAAUGGCGUUGGAGGAACACCAACUCGUGGACCUAUCACCGCUGAGGUAAUCCAAGUGGCUGACGGAGCGAUGAUGCUUGAUCCUAUUCAAGAAACUGCGGAGGUACAGCGGAUCAUCAAUGAUCAUAAUGCCGCUAUCAGCAAGGGCAAAAGCGGAAGACGCCUAAUGAUCAAGAAGACCGUUUUCUAUACCGGAUAUUUAAUCAACAACACUGACACUCAGAAGUUGCUUACCCUAGCUCAGCUUCCACCAAACAUGCCGGAUACGGAGAUGAAGUUUCUUGCCAACAAUGUUCUUAUCACCCCCCGUCCUUGUCCAAAUAGCAUUUUGGAGAAGGUGGGUGGAAUGGGUAGCAAGACAACCUGGGAAGUUACGGGCACGGCAGUUUUUGAGAAUAAGAUCUGGGCUGCCCAGGUGCGACCCGUCCCGGAAACCAAGAAAUACUAUACCGAGAAUCCAGUUCCCAUCGUGGUGCUCGCCCUUCGCAAAGGUGCUCGGCCCAUCGAUGCAGGUAAGAUUCAGAACUGGCAACCCGUCCCACCAGAGAAGCAAUUCGUUUUUGAGACUACUGUUGGCGAGAAAGUCCUGCUUCGGAUAGAAGAGGAGGAUCCCCAAGAGAAUGAGUAUGAAAGUCUUUUCCCGAACAAGUCAUUCAAGCGUAAGCACGCACAAGAUGACGAGAGCUCCAACAAUAGGCAAUCCAGCGGCUCACACGCCUAUGGGCAAGGCCAAGGCGGCCGCGGUGGUAACCAGCAACAGAACUACGGUGGUGGGCGGGGCGGGAGGGGUAAUUACCGAGGCAGCGGCUCACAACGUGGGAAUCGUGGGGGACGCGGCAAUGGAGGUGGUGGUAGGGGUAGGGGACGAGGUGGGGGAUUUAACUACCGAUCACUGGACGACGUCGGUGAGAAACCUGCCUACAAUUCCGCACCUCCAAACUACAAUGUUGCCGUGGCAUACGAAGAUUUCCCGCCAUUGCAGAAGCAGUAUCAGACACCUCAACAACUGGUCCAACAGCAGUUCGAACAAUAUCAACAAUACCAGCAACAACUUCAGGGGAAGAAUGGUAAUGGAGGGGGCAAGCAGGGAGGUGGAACCGGAGAGUUGCCUUACUUCUAAGCCCUCGAGACUUCUGUAUCAUGAACGGCCGUGUCUGCUCAGUAUUUGCACAUAUCUGGACAUGCUGUACAUUGCUAUGCAUUAAUGGUGUUGGAGUGUCAUCUUUAUAUCCCAGGUCGCUUGUUAGCAUUGCUUGCGAAGAAAAAGGCGUCUAGGGCACCCCUUUUCCAUAGGGAUAUGAUUCUGUACAUCAAAUUCAAAGUUCUAUCAAAGUCGGGCUAGCUGCCAGUGCCAGUACCACCAUGAUAUCCAUCUCCCUGCCG